This is a messenger RNA of Acanthoscelides obtectus, 1656 nucleotides long. The record is from the annotation of a GenBank genome assembly. Lineage: Eukaryota; Metazoa; Arthropoda; Insecta; Coleoptera; Chrysomelidae.
CAGGGCUCUAUACGAGGGUCAAUGCUAGAAUUCUACCUAGAAACCCUUGAAACAAUCAAUAAUACCAAACAAUACAUGAGAGCAGAAGCUUUGGAUGCAGUGAACGGAAUAUGGAUGGACGCGAAACCUAACGUUGAACAAUUCUUGGCAGACUUGAGAAACCUAACAUUAAUCGAAGAUGAUUUUGAGGAGUUCAAAAUAUUUUUGAACGAAUCAUACUAUGCAAAUGAAUUUUACAUCAGAACAAUAACCAAUAUUGUUGUGACUAUGUUCGACGAAUUAGCUUUGAAGUCACAUUUCCAAUCAUUACCCAAGAUCGUUCAAGAAAUAUGGUCAGUAAUGGGCGACUCGGGUCAGAAGAUUAAAAAAAGCAUUCUAUGGGUCGUAGAAAAAAUUAAAAUAUAUUACAAGAAUACAACCCAGUUCAUCCACGAAUUGAUAAAUGGAGAUCCCAUCGAGCAUAUCACCAAGGUAUUGAAGAAGGUAGUUGAAAGAUACGAUGAGUUCAUCAAAAACGUCCACGUCACUGCCUUGCAGUAUGUUGAAAGCUUGUGGACACAAACAUACGACAUGGUGAUUGAACAUUGGCACAAAACAUUGGCUGCAUUGGAGCCGGCUUUCUUGAGGUUCGUUCACUACGUUGAAUCGAUGUUGUGGCAUACUGGAAAAGAAUUAUUGGACUUUUUGUACCAACGCAAAAACGAAAUCAUUGAAUCGCCAUACUUUGUUCAGUUCACAAAGUUGUCACAUGAUGUUGACAAGUUUUACAAGGAUAUGACAGGGAACAACACUAUAGCCAACUUAUACAAGUACGCGCAAGUGGCUUGGUCCUUCUUGAAAGAAAAGUACCUGAGUUCAGUGCCUUUUGGAAGAGAAAUUAUAGAUAUCAUAAACGAAAUUGUAACAGAAUUGAAAAAAUUAACUGAUAUACCAUCUAUCAAUUUUUUGGUUAUGAAGUGGAACGAAGCUUCAGAUCAAUUGAAGUACUACUAUGAUUACUUUGACAUGGAGAAUAGGAUACAAAGAAUGAUCAAGCUGAUGUAUUUGAAGCUGUCUGAUAUGACAGUCACAGCGCUUGAAGAUGAAAAUAGGUCAUGCCAUGGAAUACAAAUCGGGGAUAGUGACGUGGAAUUCCUGCCAGCGCAAAUUGGAGAGGCAUACCUAUACAGGGACGGCGGGGUAUUUUAUGUCACCAGCGAGAACGGGUUUUCACUAGAAUGCAAUAUGAAGUUCAAGAUAUGCACCUUCCAAAUGUCAGGUUGGUACUCCGGCAAAACAGCAGGCUUAUGGGGCACAUACAACAACGAGCCUUCAGAUGAUUUCUUGAUGACCAACAAAUCUAAAGCUCACCGAUCUAAAGUAGAUACGUUCGGAGAUAGCUGGUCACUCCAAAAAGACUGCAAAGCAGGACCUCAGUCACCACCCAAAUCCAGUUCUAGCGUACCUGAGGCGGUACGAGAAGCUUGUGAAGAAUUCUUCACCAGCAAAGUUUCUCAACUUAGUGCUUGCUUCUCAAGGAUACCAAAAGAAAGCUUCUUGUCGAUGUGCCUUAGUAGUACUACUUUGGAUGAAGCUUGUACAUCAGCUGUAUCGUACAUAGAGCUAUGUGCUCUGCAGAAUACCCCGCUGAGGAUACCAGACACCUGUGUUAGGUAA